This is a messenger RNA of Gamsiella multidivaricata, 622 nucleotides long. Its product is annotated as cytochrome b-c1 complex subunit 7. The transcript is spliced from 2 exons. Bases 110 to 481 code for a protein of 123 amino acids. Gene Ontology annotation, biological process: mitochondrial electron transport, ubiquinol to cytochrome c. Lineage: Eukaryota; Fungi; Mortierellomycota; Mortierellomycetes; Mortierellales; Mortierellaceae. The record is from RefSeq and is a predicted model, not a curated record.
GACCAAGCCACCCGAUAAUGCUCGGUGUUUUUUGUUGCCCAGUUCAGCGAACUUGAUCAAGGCCCGCAUCACUCCCCUCCGAACAUCGCAUACAUCCGCCUCCUUCACCAUGUCUGGAAUCUCUCUUGUCAACCAGGUCAAGGCCUCCAAGUUCUUGUCUGGAUUCCUCCAGCCUGUCGCCAACGCCUUCGUCAACGCUGCUGGCUACCGUCAGCUUGGUUUGCGCUACGACGAUGUCCUUCGCGAGGAGACCGAUAUCAUUCGCGAGGCCAUCAAUCGUCUUCCUGAAAACGAGAGCUACGAGCGUGUCUUCCGCAUGAAGACUGCUUUCCAGUACUCGCUCUCGCACACUGUUGCCACCAAGGACAGCGCCCUUAAAGCUGAGGAUGAUAUCAGAUACCUGACCCCCCUCAUUGACGAAGUUGCUACCGAGGUUACCGAGAGAGAGGAUUUCAACAACAUCAAAUCUUUCAGCAAGUAGGAACACUCCAGCACAGGACAGAUAAUCGAUAAAUGUUGGAACGAAUCGAAGACUAAUAGAGGCACCAGGACCACAACGCUAGAAAACUAGAAAUAAAAUAAACAUUACUCACGCUACACAUGCAAAACAGCGUUGUUGGGA